GCUUGCCAUUACCCACAGGUGAUAAAGUAGUGAGUCAGUACGUCAACAGCUUUAACAGUAAGUUUCACAGAACUGUGAGUCGUACCAAGAACACCAACUAGAAGGAACUAUGGCUGAUGGGGUGUAUCACACAAGAUCACGCGGAGUUGGAGUUGAGGGUAUCCCUGAUCAGUAUGCUGAUGGAAAGGCAGCUAAGCUGUGGGAGGUUUACAUCGGAGAGAAAAACGACAGAACAAAACACUACAAAGAGUUUCUUACGGGAAAAUUGAGAGAGCUUGGCAUUCAUCAUGUUCUUGAUGUCGCUUGCGGUACAGGGAUUGAUUCCAUAAUGCUACUUGAAGAAGGCUUCCGUGUGACCUCAACUGAUGCUUCCGAUCGUAUGCUUAAAUACGCUUUGAAGACACGCUGGAAUAGACGGAAGGAGCCCGCCUUCGAUGAUUGGGUUAUUGAAGAAGGAAACUGGCUUACUCUACCCGACGACAUUGUCAAACCGCCUGGCGGUUUUGAUGCUGUUGUGUGUUUGGGUAACUCAUUUUCGCACCUGCCUGAUAUCCACAAAGAUGGACAGACACACGUGCGGGCCAUUCGCAACUUUUGGGAAAUGAUCAAGCCUGGAGGCUACCUAAUUAUUGAUCAUAGGAAUUAUGAUUACAUCCUUGACAAGGGCAAAACGCCACCCAACUCCAUAUAUUACAAUUCUAAGCAUAUCAAAUCGAUCGAAACGGGGGUUCUCCUUCUAAACAACAAGCCGCACCAAGUUUGCCUCGAUUACCACAUGGACGUCAGCGGCCUUACCGGAAAGUUUGAUAAGCAGACAGAUUCGGAAUUUACCAAGAAGGGUCGUUAUGAUGGCGAACUAAGUUCGUAUUUUCGAUUGUCGUACUUCCCACAUCGUCUCAAGGACUUCCAUUCGAUGCUCACGGAGGUAUUCGGUAAACAAGUCCGCCAUGAAACGUACGGAGACUUCCAGCCGCUCCACGCUAUCCAGGACCCUGCCUUCUAUAUCCACAUCAUACAAAAACAAGGCGAAUCAAACUAAACACCUUCAGUGUGAAUAUGGCUUUAGGCACGUUUCGUUAAAUUUAGUAGGACAUGGGUGAUGUGCUGAUUCGGAAAAAUUACAGAAGAUUUGUUUAAUCAACAUUAGCUGUACAAGAAUGUUUGUAAGGACAAAGACUUUCCAUUUCCGCUUACGUUUGAAUACUCCGACAUACUAGCGUUUAAGCAGACCGCAUAUGCUUAAUAAAUGAACUCCAAAUGUUAAGUAUGUGUGUUUCGGUACUUUCAGCAGGAGUCAACGUUUUAUAAUAACCGGUGUAAUCUUAGAAAAUACUCGAGGUACAACAAUAGUACAUAGAUCGUAUGUAAAUUCUCAUCGUUCAUGAUUUGUUAGAGCAUAUAGACACCAUGUUUAAUAUAUCUGCUGUUGAAAGAGGUUCUAAAUUUUCAGUGCUGUUGGUGUCCAAGCUAGCACUGGAUAUUUUGAAAUCUCAUUAUCAUGUCUAAGCAGGUUAUAUAAACUCUUCUGCCAAACAUUUUGUACCUUUGUACUAUGAGUACAAAGCUAAAAAAAAAAGUGUUGCUUCUGUUCUGAGCCAUAGCUCUGUAUCGCAUAUUGGGAUCAUUAAAAUGGAUAAUCUUUUUCAAUCUGUAACUUGGAUACUGGAGCAAUUGCAGUACAUUUAAAAUCGUAGGGUUAAAGCAAAAUACAUCUGGAGAUUACUUUUUAUUUGCAAUUCAUUAAGCGAACGCAAUAUGUAUACUUUUGAGGUUUCAGAUACUUCAAGAGGCGAAUAUAACACUUUUAAUACGCGUGUUCUUAUAACACUUUCUUUUUAUUUUUUUUACAAAUUCUUGCGAUUGCGUUAUGUUAUAAGUGUAUAAAGCUAACUUGCGUUUUCAUGUAGUUGUGGCAUACACAUAUAUCAUUGAUAUAUCGACAACGGGACCGUAGCAAAUAAAAACAACGUGAAUAUAAUAAGUUUCA
Varroa destructor (honeybee mite) is the source of this 1987-nucleotide messenger RNA. RefSeq names its product Glycine N-methyltransferase (gene Gnmt). NCBI's taxonomy places the organism in Eukaryota, Metazoa, Arthropoda, Arachnida, Mesostigmata, Varroidae. Gene Ontology annotation, cellular component: cytosol. Gene Ontology annotation, biological process: protein homotetramerization; one-carbon metabolic process; regulation of gluconeogenesis. The record is from RefSeq and is a predicted model, not a curated record. Gene Ontology annotation, molecular function: glycine N-methyltransferase activity; identical protein binding; S-adenosyl-L-methionine binding.